AUGUCGAGCCCUUCGCACCAGGGAAUCCUCCACCAAUAUGCUCCCAGACUAACCGCAUUCGAAUUCACCUCCAACACCCCCAAACCGAACGCAAUCCUCUUCAUCGGAGGCCUCACAGACGGCCUCGGCACGGUCCCCUAUGUGGCCCCACUGGCAAAGGCCCUCGAGCCAACCGACUGGUCCCUCUUCCACCUCCUACUCUCCUCCUCCUACGGCGGCUGGGGCGUCGGCAGUCUCGACCAGGACGUUGAAGAGAUUGCGCAAUGUGUGAAAUAUGUCCAGGAGCGCAAGCCCUCCGGAAAAGUCGUGAUCAUGGGCCACUCCACCGGAAGCCAGGAUGUGCUGCACUACCUGCACACGCCCAACCCCGUUCCGCAACGCCCUGACGAGUUCCAGGGAAGAUUGAAACAUCUUACCCGCCCGGAACUCGAUGGUGCUAUUCUCCAAGCUCCCAUGUCAGAUCGUGAGGGAUUGGAGGCUCAGCUCAAGGCUGACGAGGGAACGGCGAUGGGGAACGAGGCACGGGCUGCAUUUGACCAGCUCGUUGCGUUUGCAAGACAGCAGCCAUACACUAUUGGUGACUACCAGCAGAAACUAGACGCUCUUUUGCCGAUGAAUCUCACAGCGAAGGCCGGGUUCCCUGCUGACACACCUCUUAGCGCGCGGCGUUUUAUGAGUCUGGCGAGUCCGGAUAGUCCUGAGAAUCCUGCGGAGGAUGACUUGUUUAGUUCUGAUUUGACGGAUCAGCGGUUAAAGGAGACGUUUGGGGUUGUUGCGGAGCGGGGGCUGCUGAAGACGAAGAUGAUGUUCCUGUACUCGGGCAAUGAUGAAUAUGGGGCGCCGUGGGUUGAUAAGGCGAAGCUGAUGCAGAGGUGGAAGGAGGCUGCGAAUGCUGGAGGUGUUGAGAAGUAUGAUUCUGAGGGCAGUGCGGUGAUUCCCGGUGCCAGCCACAAUGUCAAGGCUGAAGGACAGGAUGAACUGAUUGCUCGGGUGACUCGUUACUUGACCAGUCUUUAA
Molecule: messenger RNA, 1017 nt
Organism: Aspergillus ruber CBS 135680
Lineage: Eukaryota; Fungi; Ascomycota; Eurotiomycetes; Eurotiales; Aspergillaceae
Exons: 2
Coding region: 1-1017 (338 amino acids)
Source: RefSeq, a predicted model, not a curated record